AUGCCUGUUCGGAGAGGUCACGUUGCGCCACAAAAUACAUUUCUUGGAAUAAUAAUACGGAAAUUCGAGGGACAGAAUAGGAAAUUUGUUAUAGCCAAUGCCCGGGUACAGAACUGUGCGAUCAUCUACUGUAAUGACGGCUUCUGUGAGAUGACCGGCUAUUCCAGACCGGAUGUCAUGCAGAAGCCAUGCACCUGUGACUUCCUCCACGGCGAGAACACUGACACACAUGCCAUCAGCCAGGUGGCCCAGGCUCUGAUGGGCUCAGAGGAGCGCAAGGUGGAAAUCACAUAUCACCGCAAAGAUGGGUCAGACUUCCAGUGCUACACUCACAUACUCCCGGUGAAGAACGAGGAAGGCGUAGUGAUGCUGUUCAUCCUAAACUUUGAUUACGUCCUUGAGGAAGGAAGCAGCGACUCGACAGAGAAACUGAACCACACAUCCCCGGAAAGAACUGAUUCCGGAAAGGGACGAUUCUUCCGAUUCCGCCAGGCUGCCUUGAGUCUGGUCUCCAACAAACAGUCUCUUCCACAAGAGGACCCAGAUGCCGUCACGGUGGACUCACCCUCCUCCUCGGUGGCUCUGACCAAUUUCCAGUCGCCUCCGACCAAGGAAAACUGCAGCCCCACCAAUGCCAAAGACACACGGGCCCUCAUCAGCUCCAGCCACCACUCCUCCCAGGCCAGUUUGCAUGGACCCGGACCCCUGAGCCACUCCUCUCCCAAGCAGUACCCCUGGGAAAGGCUGUACCAGAUGGAGGCGCACCAGUCCACCACCUGCCUGGCACACACCAUCUCCAGAGGCAGCAUCAGCGGGAGCAGCAUGAGGCGAGCAUCCUCCGUCCACGACAUAGAAGGCUUCAGCAACUCCAAGAGCAUGUUCAGGGACCGACACGCAAGUGAAGGUCCGUUCAAUCAUUUCAAGUCCAGUUUGCUGGGUUCCACCUCGGAGUCCAACAUCAACAAGUACAGCACCAUCAACAAGAUCCCGCUGAUUGCGCUCAACUUCGCAGAGCGGAAUAACGAAAAUAAGGCACAAUCUCCUCCAUCGUCAGAAAACACUAUCAUAGCACCCAAGGUCAAGGACAGAACGCACAACGUCACUGAAAAAGUCACACAGGUACUGUCACUUGGCGCUGAUGUCCUUCCAGAAUACAAGCUCCAGACUCCACGCAUGGACAGAUUCACCAUCCUCCACUACAGUCCCUUCAAAGCUAUGUGGGACUGGCUCAUCCUGCUGCUGGUCAUCUACACAGCCAUUCUUACUCCCUACUCUGCUGCUUUCCUACUCAAUGACCGCGAGGAGCAAAUGAGGCGCGAGUGUGGAUACUCCUGCAAUCCCCUGAACGUGGUGGAUUUCAUGGUGGACAUCAUGUUUAUCGUUGACAUUGUUAUCAACUUCCGAACCACCUAUGUGAAUCUGAACGAGGAAGUGGUCAGCCAGCCAGGGAAGAUUGCCAUUCAAUACUUCAAAGGGUGGUUCCUUAUAGACAUGGUGGCUGCGAUCCCCUUUGACCUGCUUAUCUUCGGUUCAGGAUCAGAUGAAACUACCACUCUGAUUGGCCUGUUAAAGACAGCCCGACUGCUGCGAUUGGUGCGUGUGGCCAGGAAACUGGAUCGUUACUCUGAGUAUGGAGCUGCUGUGCUAAUGCUACUCAUGUGCAUCUUUGCACUUAUUGCUCACUGGCUAGCCUGCAUAUGGUACGCCAUUGGCAAUGUGGAGAAGCCUUACCUGGAGCACAAGAUUGGUUGGCUCGACAAUCUGGGGGUCUCCAUUGGCAAGAGGUAUAACUACAGUGACCCUAGUUCUGGGCCCUCCAUCAAGGACAAAUAUGUCACCGCACUUUACUUCACGUUCAGCAGUCUAACCAGCGUGGGCUUUGGGAAUGUCUCCCCAAAUACCAACUCAGAAAAGAUCUUCUCUAUCUGUGUCAUGCUGAUCGGCUCCCUCAUGUAUGCCAGCAUCUUCGGUAACGUCUCAGCCAUCAUCCAGCGGCUGUACUCUGGCACAGCAAGAUACCACACCCAGAUGCUCCGGGUUCGAGAGUUCAUCCGCUUCCAUCAGAUCCCCAACCCACUAAAGCAGAGACUGGAGGAGUACUUCCAACACUCCUGGACCUACACCAACGGCAUCGACAUGAACACGGUGUUAAAAGGAUUCCCUGAGUGUCUUCAGGCAGAUAUCUGCCUCCACCUCAACCAGGAUCUGUUGGAGAGCUGCAAGGCCUUCCAUGGAGCUACCAAGGGCUGCCUGAGAGCCCUGGCCAUGCGCUUCCAGACCACCCACGCCCCCCCAGGGGACACCCUGGUCCACUCUGGAGACGUCCUCACCGCACUUUACUUCCUGUCUCGGGGCUCCAUAGAGAUCUUGAAGGAUGACAUUGUGGUGGCCAUUCUGGGUAAAUGCAGUUGAACUAUACAUAGAAAUGGGUGUUUUUU
Molecule: messenger RNA, 2438 nt
Organism: Oncorhynchus masou masou (cherry salmon)
Lineage: Eukaryota; Metazoa; Chordata; Actinopteri; Salmoniformes; Salmonidae
Product: potassium voltage-gated channel subfamily H member 7-like
Exons: 9
Coding region: 1-2412 (803 amino acids)
Biological process (GO): membrane repolarization during action potential; potassium ion transmembrane transport
Cellular component (GO): plasma membrane
Molecular function (GO): inward rectifier potassium channel activity
Source: RefSeq, a predicted model, not a curated record